AUGCUCAAGAACAGGUCCCUGUUCUCGGGAGAGGCCUUUGUCGACGGGCAAUGGGUCUCCAAGAAGGAGGAGUUCCCCGUCUAUGAGCCUUCGUCGGGCGAGGUCCUCGGACAAGUGUCCAACUGCGACCUGGCAGACUUCCAGAACGCCAUCAAGAGUGCAGAUGCAGCGCAGCGCAGCUUCUUCGAGAGCACAACGGGGGCACAGAGGGGGGCACUGCUGCGAAAAUGGAACGAUCUCAUCCUGAGCAACCUGGAAGACUUGGGAACGAUACUGUCCCUGGAGAACGGCAAGACCAUCAGCGAGGCCAAGGGUGAGAUCACCUACGCCGCGAGCUUCAUCUCGUGGUUCGCCGAAGAAGCGACCCGGAGCUAUGGCGUGACUAUCCCUUCCUCGACCCCUCACACCACGCUGAUGACUAUGCGCGAGCCCGUCGGCGUCUGCGCCAUCAUCACGCCGUGGAACUUCCCCGCCGCCAUGAUCACCAGGAAGGUCGGCCCGGCCCUGGCUGCCGGCUGCUCCGUCGUGAUCAAGCCGCCCAGCGAGACGCCCUACUCGUGCAUCGCCCUGACCAAGCUGGCCGUCGAGGCCGGGCUGCCCCCGGCCGUCAUCCAGGUGUGCCCGACCAAGAACCGCAAGGCGGCCGAGGAGCUGGCGACGAACCCCAUCGUCAAGAAGCUCAGCUUCACCGGGUCCACCGGCGUCGGCAAGAAGCUGGCGGAGCUGGCGACCGGCACCCUGAAGAAGGUCAGCCUCGAGCUGGGCGGAAACGCUCCUUUCAUCGUCUUCAACGAUGCCAACCUCGACCUGGCUGUGGAGGGUGCCAUGUUUUGCAAGUUCCGAUGCUCCGGGCAGACCUGCGUCUGCGCCAACCGGCUGUAUGUGCAGAAGGGCGUCGCCAAGGAGUUCACCGCGAAGCUGGUCAAGGCCGUCGAGGCACUCAAGGUCGGCCCCGGCAUGGACCCAACGACGACGCAGGGCCCCCUCGUCAACAAGUCGGCCACCGACAAGGUCCGCGAGCACGUCGAGGAGGCAGUCUCCAAGGGCGCCAAGGUCGAGACGGGCGGCAAGGCAAGCCGGGAGACGGGCUUCUUCUACGAUCCUACGGUGCUCUCGGGCGUCACGCCCCAGAUGCUCGUGAGCCGCGAGGAGACCUUCGGGCCCCUAGCGCCCGUCUUCGAGUUCGAGACGGAGCAGGAGGUCCUGCAGCUCGCCAACGACACCGAGUUCGGACUUGCUGGCUACUUCUUCUCUCAGGACGUAGCGCGGGUGAUGCGGGUGGCGCAGAAGCUCCAGGUCGGCAUGGUCGGCGUCAACACGGGCAAGAUCAGCGCUGCCGAGGCGCCGUUCGGCGGUAUCAAGGAGAGUGGCUACGGCAAGGAGGGGAGCUUGUACGGCCUGGCCGAGUACCAGAACAUUAAGAGCAUUACGAUUGGCAACCAAAACGUAGGAUUGUAG
Thyridium curvatum is the source of this 1458-nucleotide messenger RNA. RefSeq lists its product as uncharacterized. The record is from RefSeq and is a predicted model, not a curated record. Bases 1 to 1458 code for a protein of 485 amino acids. Lineage: Eukaryota; Fungi; Ascomycota; Sordariomycetes; Thyridiales; Thyridiaceae. Gene Ontology annotation, molecular function: succinate-semialdehyde dehydrogenase (NAD+) activity. The transcript has 5 exons.